GGACAUACUAGUUGCUCAUGGUGAUAAUAUGGAUAGUUGUACGCAAGAAACAUGAAAUUUUUCUUCUCUUAUCUCCUGUUUGAUCUUUUCUUCCGGAUGCUCUUUUUCCAGGUCUCACUGAAUGGAUCUCUUAUUCGAGAGAGACGAGAGAAAGAGUUGGACGCAAAUCUUGUCUUUUUUUCCAAGGGACAGAAGGAAAAACACGAACACGUUUUUUGAUAGCAUUUCAUGUCUAUCUAACUAUGCUCGGUACAACCUUUUUUGUCUUCGAUAUCGAGACUUGAAUGUCGUCAUAGUCAUGAUCCCGUUUUUUUUUUCAUAGGUGUUUCUCUUUCCUUAUUCGUAACGUAGAUAAACGGUUCCACGAUCGAUUUGAAUCAGCACCCACGACAGAUUUCUAACUUCGAUGUUUCUAAGUCCAAACUAUCUAAUGAAUUCAGGAAGCCUUCCUUUAUCAAUUUCACCUUCCCAUCAUCAAUCUUUACACACAUACUCAUGUAAUAUAUCACUCAUCAAAAAGACGCAAAGGCUUGCAUAGACAUCAUAGGGUACUCCCUAGACGUAGUGUCACAGGAAUUGAUACUUCCCCUGUGCAAAUAAGUAUAAACGAUGAACGCAGAGGACAAGAUGAGCACCCUCCUCGCAUCCUUACCAACCAGCAUCGAUCAGCUGAAUGCUCAGCUGAUCGACGCGCUGGAGCCUUAUGCUAAGGAUAUGGCGGAUUACACGACCUACAGUUUUCCAAUCUAUUUCGGCAUCUUGGCUGCUGCGAGGAUGAUCCGAGUUGGGACAGUAGGAUCAGGGUCGAAAACAGCCUUGGUGUCGCAGGGAGUGCAGUUUGUGCACAACGUACUACUUCUUCUGACCCAUGGAAGCUAUAGCUAAUGAAUGUGACGGUCGUGUCUAGGAGGGACCAUCUUUUUAAUCUUCAUCUUUCCAACAAAUCUGCACAGGUUUUCCUCGCUCUCCAAUCGGCUUAUCUGAUGUACGUCGUAUACUUCCUCUACAUGGACACAGCAAAAAUUGCGGGUCUCGAUCCGGUGUCGGAUUUUAUGGAGAUUAUGGUGUCAGGCAAGAGGUCACAGAGCAAAUUCUUCCGAAUGGCGCUUGUUAGCUUCCUGGCAAGCAAGUUGUACGAGACAUUGGAUACGGUAUCUAUAAUAGAUGGUGGUUCAUCUUAUUCUUUAGGCUAGAAAGUAGUUGUAAUAGUAGAUAGGUACUACUAGUCCUCUGUAUUGCUGUCUAGACCAGGUACCACGUACAGCGACGAGAAUCUAAUUAUCGCUACGACAAAAAGAAGUCACUCCUAAUAACACACCCCUCCAAACAGGUAAUCCUCAUCCUGAACGGAAAGCCACUUCUGAUGCUCCAUGUCUGGCAUCAUGCGACCACCUAUGCCGCGUUCUGCACUGGUCUCUUCACGGGCGCUGGCUUCUGGAUUGGCAUGUUAAAUAGUUUCAUUCACGUCGUCAUGUAUUUGUACUACGCGAAAGUGCCAGGGAUGAAGGUACCAGCAUAUACAAACUUAUAAACCAGCACACUUAUAUCAUACAUAUUUAUAAAGUUAGUCGUCUUAUAUCAUAAAGGUAGUAGUCGACGUGUAACUUGGUCUUGUAGGUUAGGGUUAGCUCUGCUUAGGGUUGUAUUCAGUACUCUAAAUGAAAAGAAUGCAGUCGCGACUAGUAAUAUCGCUAGUUGUGCAUUUUAGAUACAGCAAGGAGCAGCUUCCACCUGUAGACUCAUUUUAGAUUCAGAAAGAACUCACCGUAGAACCAAGAACAGCUCCUACUACUUCCAUCUAUCUCACCACGACUGAAUCCACCACUCACGACACCAGGUCAUCGCCAAGUACAUCACGUCGAUGCAGAUCUUCCAUCUCUUCGGUGGUGCCGUCUGGAACGCACUGACCUACAUGAAUCCGCCAUCUCUCACUCAGGGAGUCCGAUCUAGCCUGCUCCGCAACCCAGAAGAAGCCUGGAGAUUCAGCGCCGAUGUCAAGAGCUGGAGCGCAUUCAACGCGUUUUUGUGUUAUGAUGAAAGUCCUAUAUACAUUCUUACUCCUUCGAAAUACUGAUCUUAGAAAGUCCUGGGUUCAUCUUAUUGUUGUUGAAAGUCAAAAUUUGGCUCUCCUUAGGAGGUACUGCGUCGCAGUCGCUGGAUGGCCUCAUAAGUAGACACGUAUAGCUUGGAGCUAGGCAUUUGUCCAGACCAAUAAAUGCAUCCUCAACGCUUUUAGCCUUUUUUGAAUGGGACCCCAAAUAGAAUUCGCACCAGCACCAGCGACCAAAAGCUCUAAUCUCUCUUCUCCUACUUCUUCCUCUUUUUGGCCUUCUUUAGCAAGAAGUACCACCGAAACGGAAGCAUCUGGACUUUGUUCGCUGCUCCUAAGGGCGUCCAACGAUCCGUCCUCAGCAUUCAGACGGCAGUCUUGCCAAAGGGUGUUUGCGCUUACCUCCAGGAUCAGGGUCUUUUGAUCCGUACCGAGCAAGCACCGGCUGAGAAGACGUUGCUGACGACGGAGGAUAAGGCUGCGGGUAGCAAAAAGAGCAUGUAAGAAGAGUUUCUUACACGAUGAGUGCUCUAGAUUAAGGGGGUAUCUACUUACCAAAAAAGGGGAUGAAACUAAACCUAAAGUAGAAGUACCACUAGGGAGGAGAUACUUGCAGUGUUUUCUGAUGUAGUAUCUUCUAGUAAAAACCAGUAAAUGUACGAACACAAGGCUGGUAACCAGAUUUUUUGUGUCUUUUUCUGCAUUGCAGAAAAGUAUCGUUGAUGCCUGUUUUAUUUUUGCAAGCACUUAGCCUCCUCUCUGAGAGGAGCAUACCGGGCAAAUCAAGAUUGACAAAAAAUUCAUAGAUCGAUAGCCACGAGUUGAUACCAUUUUCGCACACGACAAUGCUAAUUAACAUUGUGAAUUUUGUAUGCUACGACUAUCUUCCGCUUUUGUCAGUCCAACUCUAGUGCAUGGCUGUCUAACGUGGAGGCAAAGUAUCUCUAGCGCUGUCGAUGGUCGUCGUCAGGGAAUAGAAUGAAUAACAUCGCAGUGACCCAUCAUAACCACUGUAUAUUAGAUUUUUGUUUAACUGAUUCCAUGCUCAGUCGUAACUAUUUCCAUAAUCCAUGUUACCAAGCUUAUCUAUUUCAAGUCUUUUUUAUCGUUUCUCAAACAUCCAUAUGUCUUCGCUCAUACUCAAAAUGUGUCUUCAAACAAGCAAGUUCAUUCUUGUCAUCCUAAUAUGUAAUCCACCUAAUUGGUAAAAAAGAGUUUUUUUAGUAGGCGGGAUCGGGAGCCAAGUACGACGAACGACUCAACACCGGUUCGCAUCUAGUCCAACUCAUAGAAUGUAAAUGUAUAUACGGAUUGAAAAGGAGGUCGAAAAGUUCUGAAAUCACGACGUCCUAGAUUGUCGGGAAAUGAAACAUCCUGAUUUCAGACAUGAUCUGUAAACGAAAUUUCUAGUCCGCAGAAGCUUGCUGACGUU
Messenger RNA from Amoebophrya sp. A25, 3482 nucleotides. The record is from the annotation of a GenBank genome assembly. NCBI's taxonomy places the organism in Eukaryota, Dinophyceae, Syndiniales, Amoebophryaceae.